AUGGCAGACACGUAUGUCAUUGUUCGUGUGUAUCCAUAUGCAGAGAAGGACCCUGGAGAAGUGCCGGAAGCCACUCUAGAUGCAUUCAAGACCAGUCGGGGCUGUGUCAUUCCACGGGAGCAGCCUUCCAAGCGCCAGUCUGCAUCUCGCCGUGAGCGACAGUCGACAGAGCCACUCGAAGCCCAAAACGUUCCGGUGCUCGACACCCUUCCAUACGUCGAGCUGAGGCUCAGCGAUACUCCCGGGUUCCGCUCCGGGUUCGUUUUCAGCUGGGGCCCAAACAGCGACGUCGUUCUCCCCGACAAUCGGGGCGUUGGGUACCACCACUUCAGUCUGACUUUCGACGAUAAGAAACGGCCCAUCGUGAAAGACUGGGGUUCUCUCAACGCAUCGCCGGCCUACAUCGAGAAAGUCGACCGGUUUUUCCAGAACGCACCAGCCACUGAAGAUCUACUCAGCAGUCUCGACAUUGCGAGCCGUCCAGUCACCGAGCGGCCGACAGGAACCCACACGCCUGACACAGGACCGAUUCAUCUCCCACCGGAGAGGAGUAUGCCCCUCAAGGAGCCCUCUGAAGAGGCCCAUCGCAGGGGCCGAGUCCGUAUUAACGCUUGGAGGAAUGAGGCGCACAUUAUGAACCUCAUUUCGCAUCCUCACGUCGUGAAGCUUCUCAAGUCCGACUUUACGCAGGGCCCACGACUACACCUGGAAUACGUUCCCUGCGGAUCUUUGGCCAAUCAACGCAACAUCUCAGCUGCCGAAUGUGUAUCAAUUCUUCAGCAGUGUCUAUCGGCUCUGGAGUACCUGCACGGGAGCGACCCGCCGAUUGUGCAUCGGGAUAUCAAAGCAAACAACGUCCUGGUCCAAUACCGGGAUAGCGACGGCAUCUAUGUCAAGUUCGGUGACUUCGGACUGGCGAGGGACUAUGAUAACAUGUCCACAAUUUGCGGCAAUUUCGCGCACCUUGCACCUGAGGUGUACCAGAACCACCAAUAUAUCCAAGAUGGUGGCAAGGGCAGAGUCAGCUAUACCGAGGCUGUCGAUAUUUGGUCCCUUGGUGUUGUGGUGUACGAAUUGCGCUGCCCUCUUCCACAGUUCGAAACCCAAUACAUAUCAAGCGGGACGGCAUGGCCCAAGAAGCUCAUCAAUAUGUUCAAGAAGGACUUCGAGGAAUGGCCCGACGAGCUGAGGAGAUUUCUUCUGGACGCAAUGGUGGUCUUACUGCCGGAGCAGCGGUGGUCGGCUGGAGACUGCUUUGCAGAAGCAGCCCUUCUAUCUGCUCCAGCCAUGGACCAGUCCGAGACCGCAGUGGCGGUUUCGUACGUCAGCGAUGAUGAGCGGUCGACGAUUCGCUACAAAGCAGAGCCAAGCAUGGCCCAGGGCCUCGAGAGGCAGCCUGGCUCGUCCGAGUAUUCGACUCUGUCGACCGAUGCCGGCAGAUACGACAGAUCAGGCGCACCCACCCCUCGGGCUUCAGUUACAGCAUCAGCGUUUAGCCGGGAGAGAGCAACGGCGUCAACAUCUUCGUCGUCCGGAAGACACAGGAAGCGCCGAGAGCACGGCAGCAGCAGCAGCAAGGCCGACACUGCCUCCCGCCAGCAGCGAGACCGCAUCCUUAACAAUCGCACAUAGGCAUCGCUUCCUCCCGAUGCAU
Molecule: messenger RNA, 1654 nt
Organism: Gaeumannomyces tritici R3-111a-1
Lineage: Eukaryota; Fungi; Ascomycota; Sordariomycetes; Magnaporthales; Magnaporthaceae
Product: CAMK protein kinase
Exons: 4
Coding region: 1-1632 (543 amino acids)
Biological process (GO): protein phosphorylation
Molecular function (GO): protein kinase activity; ATP binding
Source: RefSeq, a predicted model, not a curated record